Messenger RNA from Trifolium pratense (red clover), 573 nucleotides. Its product is annotated as protein STIG1-like. The record is from RefSeq and is a predicted model, not a curated record. The transcript has a single exon. The coding region runs from base 1 to 573 and encodes 190 amino acids. Lineage: Eukaryota; Viridiplantae; Streptophyta; Magnoliopsida; Fabales; Fabaceae.
AUGAGUACUCUAGCAACACAAUUUGUAACAAUUGUGGCAUUGCUUCUUGUGUUGCUAAUCAAAAUUGAUGGAGAUUCAAUUUCACCAAUUCUAAAUGAUGAAGUGAACAAAAAUUCCACCACCAAGAUUGUUGUUGUGGAAGUUGGUGUGGAUCAAAUAGACCCAGUUGAUUGCACUAAUAGACCAGAGAUAUGUAGCAAUGGAGAAUUUCCACCAAGAAGUGUAUGUUGUAGAAACCGGUGUGUGGAUCUUACAAGCGAUAUAAAUAAUUGUGGGUUUUGUGGGGUUAGUUGUCCUUUAAAUAAUUGGCGUUGUUGUAAUCGUGUGUGUGUAAACACAAACUUAAGCCCUUUGAAUUGUGGUGGAUGUGGUAAUACAUGUCCUGUUGGAAGGUUAUGCUUACUUGGUACAUGUACUUUUAUGCCACCGGCACCGAAGCAGCCGACACCGGAGCAGACGGCACAACCACCACUUCUCCUUCCAGGGUUGCCGGAACAAAAAUCAUUAAAGAUGCCCAAUUUUCGGUCUGAUCAAUAUUCUAAACAACCAAGUCCAAUAAGACCAAUGGAGUAA